This is a messenger RNA of Rubroshorea leprosula, 616 nucleotides long. The record is from the annotation of a GenBank genome assembly. Lineage: Eukaryota; Viridiplantae; Streptophyta; Magnoliopsida; Malvales; Dipterocarpaceae.
UGAAUGUAUGAUUCUCAUAUUAGAGACCUCAGACUUCGCAGCUUCAAAGCAAACCUUGCUUUUUCCUUUUACAAACUCCUCUCAGAGAGUCAGACUUAAAAUCAUUCUCUCCUUUCUUUGAGAAAUGGCAGCAGGUUUUUCUGUUGGUCCCUUCUCUGUCAAUGGUUUGACAACACAUGAAGCAAUAGUGCUUUUUGUCUUAAGCAUUUUUGGGGUUUUGUUCAUUUGGUUUGUGUGCUGCACAAGAAGAAAUCGGGAGGGUCAACAACUCCAGCAACGGCAGCAACAGACGGAUGGGAUUGGCCCGAUGGAGACGAUAAUUCGCAUUGAAAAUUCUGAAGGAGAGGCUUCUGCUGGACGCCAGACACCGAGGCUUCCGGUGGAGUAUGAGCCUGCGUCCUACCCUCCACACGAUGAAAUGGUCAGCGAUUAUGAUCCACUCCAGGAGUACAUAGACCAGGAGAUACAAGAGGGUGUCAACUCCCUACAAGGUGCUGAAACACAGCUAUAGUUUUCCGUUUUCCGUCGGCUAUAGUUUUGUUUCAUAUAAAUUUUCUGCUGUUUAUCUGUUGCCUUUCAUCUGUUUUUUUUUUUUUAUUAAACAGGGAGAAUUUGU